Messenger RNA from Aspergillus melleus, 1149 nucleotides. Its product is annotated as beta-ketoacyl reductase. Gene Ontology annotation, molecular function: fatty acid synthase activity; phosphopantetheine binding. NCBI's taxonomy places the organism in Eukaryota, Fungi, Ascomycota, Eurotiomycetes, Eurotiales, Aspergillaceae. The record is from RefSeq and is a predicted model, not a curated record. Gene Ontology annotation, biological process: secondary metabolite biosynthetic process; fatty acid biosynthetic process. The transcript has 3 exons. Bases 1 to 1149 code for a protein of 382 amino acids.
AUGGGCCAGUUUGUGCUUGCAGUGACUUCUGAAUCACGGGUCCAGGUCACGCGUAAUACGCGUCCCAGCUUCUACAUGGACCCCAAUUCAACAUUCGUACUAGCCGGUGGUCUUGGAGGCAUCGGACGUGCCGCGGCGCCAUGGAUGGCUGAGCGCGGCGCAAAGAACCCCGUCUUGCUUUCACGAUACGGGCCUCGGGCGGAGGCUGCCAUUGACUUGGUUGAUGAGCUACGAGCGAAGGUCUUUCGCGUAGAGACGCCAGCCUGGGACGUGACGAACCUGGAGACAAUGAAGGAGGUUCUUGGCCGGCUCUCGUCAGAGAUGCCACCCAUCAAGGGGGUAAUCCAAAUGUCUAUUGUGGCCAGAGACCGCCUCUUCUCCGAAAGCCCUACCCCGACUGGAAAGACGCCGUCGACUGCAAGUCCCCUCGGAUCAUGGAAACCCCACACGGUCCUCCCUCGCAGAAUGGACUUCUUGGUCCUCCUCUCCUCAGCAUCCGGUCUUGCCGGAAUAAAAAGCCAAACGAACUACGACGCAGGGAACACCUACGAAGACGCACUUGCCCGGUACCGCGUCAACCAAGGCGAAAUGGCCACUCUGCUGGAUCUCGGCGCGAUGGUUGAUGACGGGAUCCUAGCCGAAGAUCCGAGCUUGUUGCGUCGCGUUCUCGCAUACAGCACUCUCAAACUCAUCACGCGGGCCAAGUUCUACGGCAUCCUGGAUUAUUGUUGUGAUCCGGCUAGAGAGGUGGAGGGUCCGCGUGAGGCGCAGAUUGCGCUGAACUUGGGAACGGGCGGUGGUUAUGGGCUGGCGAGUAUUGAUUAUCAAAGACAGCCUAUGUUGCAGCAGCUGAUGCUGGCUAGGAAUAGGCAUCAGGUCGGGACCGGUGCUGGUGUGGGUUCUGGAGGUACUCAGCAUGCUGUCAGUGAUCGAGAACGGAUAAUGGCGUCAGCAUCUCUGUCGUCGGUUGAACGUGAUCGAUCACUGUCAGUGCUGGGGGUGGACUCGCUUCUGGGCAUUGAGUUGCGAAAUUGGACUGUCAAGAAGCUUCAGGUCGAUCUCGCUGUCUUUGGGACUCAGGGCGCGGCUACACUGCAGAUGUUGAGGUUCUUGGUUGCGCAGCGUUGUACUAAAGGGGAAGAGAGAUAG